UCAGAGCAGUCAGACAGACUGUUGUAGUCUGUUCUGCACAUUCACAUUGUUCUUUUAAUCAUGGCUGAUCUCCUGCUGCUAGUCGUUCUCAUGUAUUCUUUUCAUGCAAUUAAAGCACAAGACCUUCGUCCACCUAAACUGACAGUGAGCCCGCUGAUGAUCACAGAGACAGACUCAGUCACGCUGGACUGUCAGAAUCCUCUUCCUGUCCCUCAGUGUUAUUUCAUCAUUUCAGGAUAUAAAACUGAUAAAGUAGCUUCUUGUCUUUGGACUCUGACAGGAUCUGAAUUUCUGUCAUUGACACAUGAAAGUUCACCUGUUACAAUUGAAGUGACCUGUUAUUACCUUUUAGCAUAUAAAUCUCCAAUGAGUUUAAUGUCAGCAAUCACCAUACAACCCCCUCGACCUGAACUGACAGUGAAUCCACAGAUGAUCAUAGAAACAGACUCAGUCACAGUGAACUGUCAGACUCCAUCAUCUGUGACUCAGUGUUUUUUGUACUUUGUGAGAGGAAGAAAAUCUACGUCCAUCUCCUGUCAGCAGACAUUAAGAGGAACUGAGCUCCUCUUUAUGGCAGAGCAGAGCUCAUCCGGUGAGGUUGAAGUCACAUGUUUUUACAUGACAGAGCGUAAAGGAAGACAAUACCAGUCUCCUCACAGCAACAUAUCUUCAAUCAACAUACAAACUACUCGACCUGAACUGACAGUGAAUCCACGGAUGAUCACAGAAACAGACUCAGUCGCACUGAACUGUCAGGCUCCAUCAUCUUUUUCUGUGACUCAGUGUUUUUUGUACUUUACGAGAAGAAGAAACUCUACGUCCAUCUCCUGUCUGCAGACAUUAAGAGGAACUGAGCUCCUCUCUUUGACACAGCAGAGUCCACCUGCUGAGGUUGAAGUCACAUGUUUUUACAUGUCACAGCAUAAAGGAGAACAAUACCAGUCUCCUCACAGCAACAUAUAUUUCAUCAGUAUACAAACUGAAAAAAACACUUUGACCCCUGCACCUCCUACUGUUAUGAACUUCACAAGUGACACAUUCAUGAGAGACACAACUAUUGAUCCAUCACUUAUUUCUGGAAACAGUUUGACCUCUGCUCCUGGUACUCCCAUGAAUUUCAGCAGAGAUGCUACUACAGCAGAAAAAAUGAUGUGGAUGAUCGGAGCAGUGGUGAUAGUGGAUGUCCUCCUUCUUGCAUUGCCUUUUCUCUUUAAUCAAAGCAGGAUUGAGAAAUGCAGUUCCAUGAGGCAAGAAAUGUUAUUUCUCAGACAAAAAGACAAAGGCACUGGUAAAUCAAAAUGUGACUGGAAAUCUUUGGAUGGUUAUAGUGACACCUACAGUACUGUUACCUAUGACUGCAACACUGAGUGAGAGCUGCACAUCCAGUGGGAUAUGUCUGUGGACAUAUUUUAUUAUUAAAAAAAAAUGACUUUCUUCUGUUUUUCUGUGAUGUUCAUUUACCACAUAAGUCAAAAUAUUGGUUCUUCUACAGAAUAAGAUUUUCUUUCUGCCAUAGCAAGUGUAUCAUUACCCGACAUACAAACAUUACAAACAUAUUUGUAACAGUGGCAUUAUUGCAUGCAAAAAAUAAUUGUAAUUUAAAAAUAGGAAAGUAGUGUUUAACAGAUCCAAACCCUUUCUUUGAAUUUCAUUUACAAAUUAAAAUAAUUUUUUUAAAAAAAGAAGUGUUGCCAUGGUCCUUAUUGUUUGUUGGUCUUAUUGUGCCCCUUUGUGCUUCCAGUGUUUUUUUCUCUGGUUUUCCUUUUUUUCUCAGUCUUCCUGUUUAGAGUUGUUUAUCACUUCAAAAUGUGACAAAAAAGAAAAUUUGACUUUAUGGAACAAAGUGCGACAUCACACACUCUUAUGCUAGUGUCACUAACAUGUAACAUUUAUAAUCCAUUGUGUGAGCACCUGCAAAAUAUCUAAACAUCAGCCUGAGCUACAGAAAUAAUUAACAUGGUAACCUGCAUAAUGUCAGUGUAUUAGUACUGGCGUAGUGAGUGUGGUAAUAUGUUUAUAUGAGCACUUAGGUCAAAACAC
This is a messenger RNA of Oreochromis niloticus (Nile tilapia), 2040 nucleotides long. RefSeq lists its product as uncharacterized. The record is from RefSeq and is a predicted model, not a curated record. Lineage: Eukaryota; Metazoa; Chordata; Actinopteri; Cichliformes; Cichlidae. Bases 61 to 1371 code for a protein of 436 amino acids. The transcript has 13 exons.